Messenger RNA from Mytilus trossulus (common blue mussel), 2302 nucleotides. RefSeq names its product ATP-binding cassette sub-family F member 3-like. NCBI's taxonomy places the organism in Eukaryota, Metazoa, Mollusca, Bivalvia, Mytilida, Mytilidae. The coding region runs from base 11 to 2161 and encodes 716 amino acids. The transcript has 19 exons. The record is from RefSeq and is a predicted model, not a curated record. Gene Ontology annotation, molecular function: ATP binding; ATP hydrolysis activity.
AACUGUCAGCAUGGCGGACUACGAAGAAGUUUUGACGCAGUGUAUUCCAACAAUCGACGAUGAGAUAGUAACCUAUGUUAAUAGUAUCCUUGAAGAUAGCCAUGAUGAUUUUGAUGAUUCCGAUGCUUUGUUUGAGGCCAUUGGUGAUGUUCUCAUGCAAACUGACAUUAGCAAAUCAGAAGAUGAAAUUAGACAGAUUUGUAAAGAUCUACACGAUAUUUUAAUUGGGUCAAAGACUGGAACAACUGCAGCCAACAUAACCAAUGGCACACGUCGGAUGCUGAAUGCUCCUUUACAGAUGUCGGAGAUGGUGAAGAAGGAACAUGAUGAACGUACAGUUACCAGUAGUAAUAUAUGGCUGACUAAAAAGGAUAUGGGUUCAGCUGUGGAUCAAACGAAAUUAGCGAAAGCUGAACAACAAAUUCAAAAGAAGAUCACAAGAAAGACAGAAACCAAAACUACUAAAAAACCAGCUGAGAAAGAAGAGGAAAUGGCCAGUGCGAGUCAGCAGUUCAACAGAAAAGAUACCAAAUUUGAUGCCUCUGGUCAAAACAGAUCUUUGGAUAUUAAAAUUGAUGAUUUUGAUAUAUCAUUUGGUGAAAAACAACUUAUUAAAGGAGCAUCUAUACAAUUGUUGUGUGGUAGAAGAUAUGGCUUUGUGGGCAGAAAUGGAUUGGGUAAAACAACUCUCCUCAAAUUAUUGUCAAGAGGUCAUUUAAAGAUUCCAUCACAUAUAUCCAUACUUCACGUAGAACAAGAAGUGGUCGGUGACCAAACAAUUGCUUUAGACAGUGUGUUAGAAUGUGACGAAGAAAGAAAUCGAUUGUUGAAAGAGGAAAAAGAAAUAAAUGCACAAUUAAGUUCCAGUCCCACAAAAACAGAUGCCGGUGUAUCAACAAGAUUAAAUGAGAUAUACCAACAACUAGAGGCCAUGGAGGCUGACAAAGCACCAGCUAAAGCUGCCGUAAUCCUUGCUGGUCUGGGAUUCACACCAAAGAUGCAGGGACAAACCACAAAGGAAUUUUCUGGUGGUUGGAGAAUGAGAUUGGCUCUGGCAAGAGCUCUGUUUACAAAACCAGAUCUAUUGUUACUUGACGAACCUACUAACAUGUUGGACAUGAAAGCUAUAAUCUGGUUGGAAAACUAUUUACAGAAAUGGCAAACGACAAUGUUAGUCGUAUCUCACGACAGAAUGUUCCUUAACGCAAUAUCUACAGACAUUUUAUACUUAAACAACCGGUUGAUAGAAACAUACCGAGGCAAUUACGACAUCUUUCAUAAAACACGGGAGCAGAGACUUAUAAACCAACAGAAAGAAUAUGAGGCACAAGUGCAAUACAGAGAACAUCUACAAGUGUUCAUCGAUAGAUUUAGAUAUAAUGCCAACCGAGCUGCAUCUGUACAGAGUAAACUGAAAAUAUUAGAAAAAUUACCGCCAUUAAUAGCUGUUGAAAAAGUAUCUACUGUCACUUUUAGAUUUCCAGAAUGUGAGAGAUUAUCUCCCCCUAUUUUACAGUUGGAUGAAGUUGGAUUCUACUACUCCAAAGAUCAAGUUAUAUUUAAUAGUAUAUGUGUCAAUGCCGAUAUGGAAUCUAGGAUAUGUAUUGUAGGAGAAAAUGGUGCUGGUAAAACUACUUUACUGAAAAUUUUACAAGGAGAAUUGUCUGUGACGUCAGGAAUAUGCCACACCCAUAGAAAUCUCAGUAUAGGAUACUUCAGUCAGCAUCACGUCGACCAACUGGAAAUGGAUCAAACAUCUUUAGAAAUGAUGGCAGAAAAGUUCCCAGGUAAUAAUUCAGAAUUAUAUCGAAACAAGCUAGGUCAGUUUGGUGUGAGUGGGGAUUUGGCCUUGAGACCGGUUUCCAGUUUAUCUGGAGGACAGAAAAGUCGGGUGGCUUUUGCUGUACUGUGUAUGCAGAACCCAAACUUUUUAAUUCUUGACGAACCUACUAAUCAUUUAGACAUGGAAACCAUUGAUGCACUUGGGCAUGCUCUACUCAAAUUUAAGGGAGGUGUCAUUUUAGUUUCUCACGACGAACGUUUGAUAAGAAUGAUCUGCAAGGAAUUAUGGGUUGUCCAAGGAGGAACUGUUCGGACAUUAGAAGGAGGCUUUGAGGAAUACAAGCAUAUUGUAGAGAAGGAGUUAGAAAUGAACUGUUGAUAAUGGCUGUAUUUUAGAUACUUUUUCUGUGAUUGAUCGAACUUGAUAGUAUUUAUUUUUACUUUUGGAGACGGUAGUCUGCAGAAGAGGGAAACUAAUGAAGAAUUGACAUCUCUUCACAUGAUUAAAAUCCUUAUCCUA